CAUGACUAUCUGACCUCCGACCGGUCCUUUCAUUUACUACUCCUUUUAAUCUGCAUAUAGCUCCCACUUCUUCUCUUCUCUGUUUCUAUUUCUUCCGCCCUCGUGGAGAUCCCGACAUCCGAGCGAACGUCGCGACCGGUGUGCUUGCUGUCAACAUCGCAGCAGCCUUUCCUCCCCUCCUUCCUUCCCUCCAUGAUCAACAUCGGCCGCCCUCAUUAGAUUAUCGCAAAGAUGGAGAUCGCCUCUCAUGGGGUCUCUAACGGCGUCGCAACGUCUACCCCGACAUCCCUGGUAGAUUCAAGCGCCGUCAUACAUUAUUUGACCGAAGUCUUGCAAGUGACCUUGGGAGCUCUGAAAAUUGAGCUGGAAGGCGCUGGUAGCUUGCUAUCCAAGGAAAAAUAUGAAGAAACGGUGCAGAGAUGUACGCGAUUCGCAUCGGAGUCUCAGGUGGCUCUCUAUGUGCAGAAGGAUAUUGUCGGAUCGGAUGUGACCAACGGCGCAGAUGAUGGUGAAGCUGUAGCAUCGUCGACCCAGUAUGUGUAUAACAUUUCCACCGAAAUAUCCUCGUCCUCUACCACGGUCGCAUCCGUCGCCUUCAUAAAACGUCCGGCCUCCAUCGAUCCUACGCUUCCGAUCUCCUCCCAGAUUCAGGUGAUGAACCUUCCAGGUUUGGCAUCACUCAACACCCAAGCCCCGCAAGGCGGAUCUUUGUCUCCGUAUGAGAUUCUGCAUUUGCUGGUCCACCAUGCCCUCAGCCCGUACUUCGAAGCCAACGCCCGGAACCAGGAUGCCAUGGGUGGUUUGAAGCCGAGGACGGACACGGAGGUGAAAACCGGUGUUCCGGGGACGAAGAAGAAAUUUGCGGAACUGGAGCUUGGCUUGUUGCAUUUGCAGCAGAAUGUCGAAAUCCCAGCCUUGAACCUGCCGCUUCAUGAGGUCGUUCAAGCCGCCCUCGCGGAGGCGGAAAGACGACGAACAAGACCUUCUGUGGAGCUGGUCGACCCGAAGGUACUCGAAAGUAGCACCUUUAUCAACAGCAUCCAGAACAAUGUGAAUGCCUGGAUUCGAUCCAUUCAGACAAUUACGAAGAUGUCCCGUGAUGCCGAUAGCGGUUCGGCAGCGCAGGAAAUCAAUUUUUGGUUGUCGAUGGAAACUGCUCUCGAGGGAAUUGAAAAUCAGUUGCGCGGAGAUGGUGUUCAAUUGACCAUGGAUAUCCUACGCCAUGCGAAGCGAUAUCAAGCGACUCUUAGUUUUGUGGCCGACACUGGUUUGCGAGAGGCAACAGACUUGGUUCAGAAGUACAACCAGCUCAUGCGAGAUUUCCCUCUAGACGAACUCUUGUCCGCCACUACUCUGCAAAAGGUGCAAGAAUCUUUGAGUUUAAUCUUCAAUCACCUCAACAAGAAGUUGAAGAUUUGUCCCUAUCCGAUCAAGCGAGCUCUUGCGCUUGUCGAAGCCAUCUCGGGAGACCUCGACACUCAGAUCCAUACUCUCCUGCAUGGUAGGACCAUCUUGCAUCUAGAAUACCGCGAGUUUCGUUCCUUGAUGAAGACUGCUGGCGCUAUCUGGAGGACUUGGGAUGAAAACCUCAAAGAGUUCACCAACGUUGCCCGAGAUUCUACGAGACGUCGAAAUGAAAAGUUCAUCCCGAUCAAGAUCACCGCGCGUCACGAGAAGACCCAAGAGCGUUUGAAAUAUAUCAAUACUUUCCGCGUCAAUCACGAGCAACUUCAAAGAACUAUUGUCAACGUUCUUGGACCGAGCACUUCAUCUUCAGCAGAAACUGCCGCCGGAGCUGGCUCCGAUGGUGCUGUCGUCGUCGAGGAGAUUGGGGACGUGGAUGCUGUCGAGGAAGUUGCCGAGGCGUACGCUGCUUUGAAGAACGUUGAUGUGCUUGAUGUCUCUGAAGAGGGCACUGAGCAGUGGAUCAAAGAAGAGAUCGCGUACAAUGAGCGUACUUCCCGCGUUGAGAACUCUAUUAUUGCGCGCCUCAGAGAUCGUCUUGCGACUGCAAAGAAUGCCAAUGAAAUGUUUCGCGUUUUCUCCAAAUUCAAUGCCCUCCUUGUGCGCCCCAAGGUCAGGGGUGCCAUUGUGGAAUAUCAGACCCAACUCAUUGAGAAUGUCAAGCAAGAUAUCUCCGCUUUGCAUGAACGAUUCAAGCAACAAUAUGCGCAUUCCGAGGCACACGCCAUGGCACAACUUCGAGAUCUUCCUCCAGUUUCUGGUGCCAUCGUGUGGGCACGCCAGAUCGAACGCCAGCUCGAUGGGUACAUGCGCAAAGUUGAAAAUGUGCUGGGUGAAGAUUGGCAUCUCCAUGCGGAAGGUGAAAAACUUGAUAGCGAGGCGAAAAUGUUUCGAAAGAAACUCGAUACUCGCCCGGUUUUCGAGUCGUGGUUGCAUGACGUACAGAGACGCCAUAUCACGAUCUCUGGCCGACUGUUCAACGUCGUUCGCAAUCGUGCUGCGGGCAAUACCUUGGAGCUAACCGUCAAUUUCGAUGCCCAGGUUAUUGCUUUGUUCAAAGAAGUGAGGAACCUGAUCUGGCUUAAUUUCCAGGUCCCUCACGCCGUCAGCAACAUAUCGAAAGAAGCCAAACGAGUUUACCCCUACGCCAUCAGUCUCAUGGAAAGUGUUCGCACAUUGCUCCAAACGAACCGCUCAAUUUUAGGCAUGACCGAUGUUGCGAUUUUGCUGAACGGCUAUGUGAAUGAUGCACAAGGCAUGAUUGUCAAGGGUGUUCCCCUCCGAUGGGAAUCUUUCGUUCAUUCGUACGAACUUCAUGUCAAGCAGUCGGCGUUGGCUAACGGUGCUAUCGACUCGGCCAUCCCGGGGCGAGGAGAAAGUAAACAUGUACAGUUUGUCCGCGAAUUCGCCGGGUCAGCGUCCGUUCUCCAGUCCAAGACGGCUGUUUUGACGGCGAUCAACGAGAAUAUCCAAAAGGCAAUCCAUGAACUGAAAACAUGCCCCUAUGACUCUUCCGCUUUUAAACAACGUUUGGAUGCAAUUCAAGUUGCCGUCGAUAAGCUCAAUCUCGAGAACUAUGUCAACCUCGGAUAUUGGGUUGCCAACCUUAACCAGAGGAUCGAGUCUAUCCUGAGCGACCGUCUCCAUCGUGCAAUUCGGGAAUGGAUCAAUUCCUUCCAGGAGGCAAAAGACCAGAUGUUGAAUGGCAGACACCAUCUUGCCACGAGUGAGACGGAGGGCCCGGCUUACAGUAUCGAAUUCUCGGAACUUGUUCAUGAAAUAUCUAUGCGCAAUCAAGUUCUUCAUCUUGACCCGCCUUUGCAAUUUGCUCGUGCGAGCUGGUUUGCGCAGUUCGAUAACUGGCUGGGUGUUGUUUGCAACCUGGAGAAAAUCAAAGCCUCUCGUUACCAAAUCUCAAUUGAUAUUCAAAAGGUCCACCUGUCUGAAGCUUGCUUUGCAAUUCUUCCGCAGCACUGCACGAAUGAGCUGAGCCAGGUUUACAAUGCCGUCGAGGCCAGGCUGAAGGAAGUAUCGGAGUAUGUUGAUAAAUGGUUGCAGUUUCAGUCAUUGUGGGAUCUACGAUCUGAACAGGUUUAUGACAUCCUGGGUGACGAUUUGUCUCAGUGGCUUCAACUGCUCCAAGAGAUCCGGAAGAGCCGAGCUACGUUCGACACCUCGGAAGUUAGCCGCUCCUUCGGCAACAUCAAAAUCGACUACGAGCAGGUGCAGACCAGAGUCAAUGCCAAAUAUGACCAAUGGCAACACGAAAUUCUUCUCAAGUUCGGCUCCAAACUUGGGGGCCGUAUGAGGGAGGUUCACUCCGAAAUUGCCUCAGCGCGGCGUGAUCUGGAAGGACAGACUCUGGAAGCUGCCUCCACCGCCCAUGCCGUUUCUUUUAUCACGAUUGUCCAGCAGUGCAAGCGGAAAGCCAAGGUUUGGGAGCCGGAAGUCGACCUUUUCCGCCAAGGCCAAGCUACACUUGCACGCCAGCGUUACCAAUUCCCGAGUGACUGGCUCCAUGUGGAGAAUGUUGAUGGCGAAUGGGCAGCUCUGAAUGAGCUGCUUGCCCGAAAGAGCAAGAUUGUGCAGGACCAGACCGAGGGUUUGCGGGCCAAGAUUGCUGCCGAAGACAAAGUCAUCGGCGACAAGAUUGCGGAAGUCAUUGCCCAAUGGAACGAAGAAAAACCCGUAUCCGGAACUAUUCCUCCCGACGAGGCGUCUCGUACUCUGAGCUCGUUCCAGUCACGCCUUGAAUCUCUUCAAUCUGAGUUUGAGAUGGUCUCUAAAGCCAAGGAAGCUCUGGACCUCCCAGCAAGUGUAGAAUCCUCUUUGCCGGCAAUAUUGGAGGAGGUGCAGGACUUCAUGUCCGUGUGGGCUGCUCUGUCUACGAUCUGGAAGAGCUUGAAUGACCUCAGGGAUACGUUGUGGACGAGUGUGCAACCCCGAAAACUUCGCCAGUCCAUCGACGGCCUGAUUAAAAUGACCAAGGAAAUGCCCAGCAGGAUGCGCCAGUAUGCUGCUUUCGAGCAUAUCCAAAACGUCCUGCGGAAGUUGCUCAAAGUAAACCCGUUGCUUUCUGACAUGAAGUCCGAAGCUGUCCGAGAACGACAUUGGCAGAAGAUCUACAAAUCGCUCAAACCAGGCCAAAGGUUUUCUCUCAUCUCGCUUACCCUUGGAGAUGUCUGGGAUCUGCAGCUUGUCCCCAGUGAGCCUGUGAUUCGCGGCAUCAUCGCCCAGGCGCAAGGUGAAAUGGCACUGGAAGAAUUCCUCAAAUCAGUCCGCGAAACUUGGCAGAACUAUUCUCUGGACCUUGUCAACUAUCAAAACAAGUGUCGACUGAUUCGCGGCUUUGACGAUCUGUUUGCGAAAUGUAGCGAGAACCUUAACUCCCUGCAAGCGAUGAGGCAUUCCCCUUACUAUAAAGAGUUUGAAGAGGAGGCUUCAUCUUGGGAAGACAAACUGAACCGAGUGCACGUUCUCUUUGACGUGUGGAUUGACGUUCAAAGACAGUGGGUUUACUUGGAAGGCGUGUUUACCGGAAAUGCCGAUAUCAAGCACCUACUUCCUCUUGAGUCAAGCCGCUUCCAGAACAUCAACUCUGAGUUCUUUGCCGUGAUGAAGAAGGUCUAUAAAUCUCCUUUUGUGCUCGACGUGCUCGCAAUCAACGGUGUGCAAAAGUCCCUAGAGCGACUGGCCGAAUUGUUGAACAAGAUCCAGAAGGCACUGGGCGAGUAUUUGGAGCGAGAGCGUAUCUCCUUCCCUCGUUUCUACUUCGUUGGUGACGAAGAUCUCCUUGAGAUCAUCGGUAACAGUAACGAUAUCUUCCGCGUGGCAAAGCACUUCAAGAAGAUGUUUGCUGGUCUAUCGGGUGUGUUGAUGGAUGAGGAGAAUAACAUCACCGGCUUUACUUCCAAGGAAGGCGAGGAGGUCCGGCUGAAAAAGGAAGUCAAUCUCCUCAAGACUCCCCGAAUCAACGACUGGCUCAGUGCCCUGGAGAGCAACAUGAAAUUGACUUUAGCCGAACUUGUUGCUGAGGCCGUUGAGCAAUUCGAACCUCUCUACCAUGCCUCCGAGAUCGACAGCACUGCUUUCAAUGACUUCCUUACCAAGUACCCGGCCCAGAUUGUCGUGCUUGCCUGUCAGGUGGUCUGGACUAGCGCUGUGCAGAAGGCCCUAGAAAAUGAGGGCUCGAAUCUUCCCGCGUUGUUUGAUGCCCAAGUGCGAGUUCUUGAUUUGCUGGCCGCCACUGUCCUUGGCGAGCUGGACUCGAUCACUCGAAAGAAGUGUGAACAUAUGAUCACCGAAUUUGUGCACCAGCGUGAUGUUAUUUCCAAGCUCAUCACCUACAAUGCCUCGACCCCUAUGCACUACUUCUGGCUGCUGCAGAUGCGCUACGUGUAUCAUCCCGAGGGCGACUUUAUCCAGCGCCUCUAUGUUCAUAUGGCUAACGCUAGACUGCACUACGGAUUCGAGUAUCUCGGAGUCCCCGAGCGCCUUGUUCGUACGCCACUGACUGAUCGCUGUUUCUUAACACUCACGCAAGCCCUGUGUCAACGAUUGGGUGGUUCGCCGUAUGGUCCAGCUGGUACCGGAAAAACAGAAUCAGUGAAGGCUUUGGGUCUGCAACUUGGUCGCUUUACGCUUGUUUUCUGCUGCGAUGACACGUUCGAUUAUCAGGCCAUGGGCCGAAUCUUCCUGGGUAUAUGCCAAGUUGGAGCAUGGGGUUGCUUUGAUGAAUUUAACCGUUUGGAGGAGAGAAUUCUGUCCGCUGUCUCUCAGCAAAUUCAAAACAUCCAGAUUGGAUUGAAGAAUGUCGAAUCCGACGACAAGGCUCAGAUCGAGCUUGUCGGAAGAAGACUGAGUGUUAAUCCCAACACCGGUAUCUUCAUUACUAUGAACCCUGGCUACGCAGGCCGUUCUAACUUGCCUGACAACCUGAAGAAGCUUUUCAGGAGCGUUGCGAUGUCUAAGCCCGACAAGGAAUUGAUUGCGGAAGUUAUGCUAUUCUCGCAAGGUUUCAAGCAAGCCAAGCGUUUGUCCACGCAGACCGUGCCUUUCUUCGACCAUUGCUCUUCAAAAUUGACAAAACAGGCCCACUACGACUUCGGUCUACGUGCCUUGAAGAGUGUUUUGGUUAGCUCUGGAGGUCUCAAGCGUACCCGUAUCGCAAACACUGAAGGUGAACUUGGUCCAGACGAAGUUGUCGAACCGCAGAUCAUCGUUCAAAGUCUCCGGGAGACGAUCGCUCCUAAGUUAGUUCGGGAAGAUGUUGAUCAAAUGCUUGAGAUUCAGCAAGAAGUGUUCGCCGGCGUAGAGUAUGUUCCAGCGAAUUAUGAGCAGCUUACGGCGGCCAUCCGUGAGAUUGCUCAGGAGCAGCAUUAUGUCGACAGCGAAAUGUGGAUUACCAAGGCCUUGCAACUUUUCCAAAUCCAGACUAUUCACCAUGGUGUCAUGAUGGUCGGUAAGUCUGGAGCUGGUAAGUCGGCUGCUUGGAAAAUCCUUCUUCAAGCUUUGCAGCGAAUCGAGGGGGUUGAGGGUGUUUCCCACAUUAUCGACUCGAAGGUCAUGUCCAAGGAGGCGCUUUAUGGUAGCCUGGACAGUACUACAAGAGAAUGGACAGACGGAUUGUUUACCGGUAUCUUGCGAAAGAUUGUUGACAACCUUCGAGGUGAAGACACGAAGCGACACUGGAUCGUGUUUGACGGCGAUGUUGAUCCGGAGUGGGUUGAAAACUUGAACAGUGUUCUUGAUGACAACAAGCUCUUAACACUUCCCAAUGGUGAGCGUUUGAACUUGCCGUCCAAUGUUCGAAUCAUGUUCGAAGUGGAGAGUCUCAAGUAUGCGACACUGGCAACGGUCAGUCGUUGCGGUAUGGUGUGGUUCAACGAUGACACCGUCACACCCUCUAUGAUGAUUUCCAACUACGUUGAGUCGCUCAAGACACGCACAUUUGAAGAUUUGGAUGACGACAGUGCCCCUGCCGGCCAAGCUGCUAUCAAGACCCAAGAUGCACAGGAAAUGGUGUCCGGUAUAUUCAAGCACCUUCUUCAGACCGACGGGCUCAUCCUUAAAUCUCUUGAGGAGGCCAAGAAAUACAACCACAUCAUGGAAUUCACUGAUAUCCGUGCCCUCAACACUCUGUUCAGUUUACUGAACAAGACCUGCAGGAAUGUCCUCGAGUACAACGUUCAGCACAUUGACUUCCCACUGGACCCGGAACAAAUCGAAUCUUACAUUUCCAAGAAGCUGCUCCUUGCUCUUGUCUGGUCCUUUACGGGUGACUGCCCCUUGGGAGAUCGUCAAGCAUUCGGCGGGUUUGUGUCUGCUCUAACGACGACCGAUUUGCCGCCUGACGGUGUCUCGUCUCUCAUCGAUUACGAUGUCACUCUACCCAGGGCAGACUGGACAAGCUGGCAGUCACAGGUUCCCUCCAUUGAGAUCAACACUCACUCUAUCACACAGACUGAUGUUGUGGUCCCCACAGUGGACACUGUUCGUCAUGAAGAUGUUUUGUAUUCAUGGCUGGCAGAACAUAAGCCACUGCUGCUUUGCGGUCCUCCAGGUUCUGGUAAAACCAUGACCUUGUUUGCUGCUCUUCGGAAGCUCCCGAACAUGGAGGUUGUUGGUCUUAACUUCUCUAGUGCCACGACUCCUGACCUUCUGAUCAAGACUUUUGAACAAUACUGCGAGUACAAGAAGACACUGAACGGUGUUGUUAUGUCUCCAAACCAAAUCGGCCGUUGGCUGGUCAUUUUCUGCGACGAAAUCAACCUUCCCGCCCCUGACCGUUACGGAACUCAGCGCGCUAUUGCUUUCUUGCGUCAACUUGUUGAGCAGAAUGGUUUUUGGAGAACUUCCGACAAGACCUGGGUUACUUUGGAUCGCAUCCAGUUUGUCGGUGCCUGUAAUCCUCCCACCGACGCUGGACGUACGCCCAUGGCUGAGAGAUUCCUGCGUCACUCUCCUUUGGUCAUGGUUGACUAUCCUGGAGAGCUCUCACUCACGCAGAUCUACGGAACCUUCAACUCGGCUGUGCUCAAGAUCCUUCCCUUGCUUCGGGGAUACUCUGACGCCCUCACCAAGGCUAUGGUGCAAUUUUACUUGGAGUCUCAAUCUAGAUUUACCGCUAAGAUUCAACCUCACUAUGUGUACUCUCCUCGUGAAUUGACCCGAUGGGUGCGUGGUGUGUACGAAGCGAUUAAACCUCUUGAGAGCCUCUCAGUCGAGGGUCUUGUCCGUAUUUGGGCGCACGAGGCCUUGCGUCUCUUCCAGGAUCGUCUUGUGGCAGAAGAAGAGAGGAACUGGACUGGCGAUGCUGUUCGCCGCAUCGCACUUGAGCACUUCCCGAAUAUGGACGCGGAAGAGGCUUUGAAGGGCCCGAUUCUCUUCUCGAACUGGUUGUCUAAGAAUUACGUGCCCGUGGAGCAAGAGCGACUGCGCGACUUUGUCAAGGCUCGUCUCAGGACCUUCUGUGAAGAAGAAGUCGACGUUCCUCUUGUUCUGUUCAACGAUGUUCUGGAACAUGCUCUUCGCAUUGACCGAGUCUUCCGCCAGCCUCAGGGUCACCUCAUUCUCAUUGGAGUUAGUGGUAGUGGUAAGACCACGUUGUCUCGCUUCGUUGCCUGGAUGAACGGAUUGAAGGUCUUCCAGAUCAAGGUGCAUGGAAAAUACUCAUCGGAAGAUUUCGAUGAUGAUCUCAGAACUGUCCUCCGCCGAGCAGGCUGCAAGGGAGAGAAAAUCUGCUUUAUCAUGGACGAAUCCAACGUCCUUGAUUCCGGUUUCCUCGAACGCAUGAAUACUCUCCUAGCAAACGCCGAAGUUCCUGGUUUGUUUGAGGGAGAUGAGUUCUCCUCCUUGAUGACCGCCUGUAAGGAGGGUGCACAGCGCCAAGGCCUUCUUCUCGAUACGCAAGAAGAACUCUACAAGUGGUUCACGCAGCAGAUUGUCAAGAACUUGCACGUCGUGUUCACUAUGAAUCCCCCCGAAGAAGGCCUGUCGUCGAAGGCUGCCACGAGUCCUGCGUUGUUCAACAGAUGCGUUCUCAACUGGAUGGGCGACUGGUCUGACCAGGCUCUCUUCCAGGUCGGUUCUGAAUUGACACAAUCGAUUGACCUGGACAAAGCAAACUUUGUUGCCCCAGACAGCAUCCCUGUGGCAUACCGCGAGUUGAGUCUUCCGGCAUCACACAGAGAGGCCGUGGUCAAUGCGAUGGUUUACAUUCAUUACUCUCUGCAAAGAUUCAACGGGCGCCUCCAGAAACAGCAAGGCAAAACGACAUUCCUUACACCCCGUCAUUAUCUUGACUUCGUUGCCCAUUAUGUGAAACUCUUCAACGAAAAGCGCGAGGAUCUAGAAGAACAGCAAAGACACUUGAACGUGGGUCUUGAGAAGCUGAGGGAUACUGUCGUUAAAGUUCGCGACCUGGGUGGUAGUCUUGACCAGAAGAAGCUGCAGCUCGAGAAGAAGGACAAAGAGGCGAACGAAAAGCUCAAGCGCAUGGUUGCUGACCAACAAGAAGCCGAACAGCGUAAAGCGGUUUCUCUAGAAGUCUCGGCGGCACUCGAAAAACAGGAGAAGGAGGUCGCUGAACGAACGGAAGUUGUCCGUAACGACCUUGCCCGUGCUGAGCCUGCGGUUCUGGAAGCCCAGAAGAGUGUCAGCAAUAUUAAACGUCAGCAUCUCACGGAAGUCCGAUCCAUGGGUAAUCCUCCCGCCAGUGUUCGUUUGGCGCUGGAGGCCGUGUGUACGUUGCUGGGCCACAAGGUGGAUAGCUGGAAAACCAUCCAGGGUAUCGUACGAAAGGAUGAUUUCAUUGCCAGUAUCGUCAAUUACGACAACGAGAAGCAGAUGACAAGAAACCAUCGGAACAAGAUGCAGAACGAAUUCAUCUCGAAGGAGGACUUCACCUAUGAGCGAGUGAACAGAGCAAGCAAAGCCUGCGGUCCCUUAGUUCAAUGGGUUGAAGCUCAGGUGAACUACUCGGCGAUCCUGGACCGUGUUGGACCUCUGCGUGAAGAAGUUGACCUGCUGGAGGACCAAGCCAAGCAAACCAAGGCUGAAGGACAAGCCAUCCUCAACACCAUCCAGGAUCUCGAGAGCAGCAUUGCCACCUACAAGGAAGAAUACGCUGCCCUCAUCAGUGAAACUCAGGCGAUCAAAACAGAAAUGUCGCGGGUCCAAUUCAAGGUUGACCGAAGUCUUCGUCUGCUUGACAGUCUGUCGUCUGAACGUACCAGAUGGGAAGAGGGCAGCAAGUCCUUCGAGACUCAAAUCAGCACCCUUGUUGGCGACGUUCUGAUUGCUGCGGCGUUCCUCGCCUACGCCGGUCUUUAUGACCAGCAGUUCCGUAAAGCCAUGAUUGACGACUGGGCCAAUCAUCUGGUGCAGUCCGGUAUCACAUUCAAGCCACAUAACCCCAUCACCGAGUACUUGUCCAAUGCCGAUGAACGCUUGACUUGGCAAGACCACUCGCUUCCAGUUGAUGACCUAUGCACGGAGAAUGCUAUCGUCCUCAAGAGAUACAACAGAUAUCCGUUGAUCAUCGAUCCUUCUGGUCGCGUAACAGAAUUCCUGCAGAAGGAAAGCACAGACAGGAAGCUUACAGUCACCAGCUUCUUGGAUGAUUCUUUCGUCAAGCAACUGGAGAGUGCCCUACGAUUCGGAAACCCGAUUCUGAUUCAAGACGCUGAGCAUCUGGACCCCAUUCUCAGCCACGUUCUCAACAAGGAGUACCAGAAGACCGGGGGACGUGUUCUCAUUCAACUUGGCAAGCAAGAAAUCGACUUCUCGCCAUCAUUCCGGCUGUUCUUGUCAACUCGGGAUCCAUCCGCAGCUUUCCCGCCGGACGUCUGCAGUAGAACAACCUUCGUCAACUUCACUGUUACUCAGAGCAGUUUGCAAACGCAGUCACUCAACGAGGUCUUGAAAUUCGAGCGACCGGAUGUUGACGCACGCCGCAACGAUUUGGUCAAAUUGCAGGGAGAAUUCAAGGUUCAUCUUCGUCAACUUGAAAAGAGGCUUCUCCAAGCCUUGAAUGAGUCUCGUGGUAACAUUCUCGAUGACGAUAACGUCAUUGAGACUCUCGAGACACUGAAGAAGGAAGCCGCCGAAAUCUCCAAGAAGAUGGUCGAGACCGAGGGAGUUAUGACAGAGGUGGAGAGCAUCACCCUCAACUACAACAUCAUCGCCCGCUCCUGCAGUGCUGUAUUUGCCGUGCUGGAACAGCUUCAUCAUAUCAACCACUUCUACCAAUUCUCCCUUCAGUACUUCGUCGAUAUCUUCAGCUCAGUUCUCUACCAAAACAAGCGUCUUGCCCAAGAGAAGGAGCACAACGCCCGAGUGCAGAUCAUUCUCCGUGAUCUGUUUGUUACAACCUACCAGCGCACCUCGUUGGGCUUGGUCCAGAAGGACCGCAUCACGUUCGCCAUGCUCCUGGCGCAGGCCUCUCCUUUCCCUAUGGACAAAGACAUUCUCGAUACAAUCCUGGAUGAGUCAACGGAGAGUGUGGACCUCUCGACAUCGCUUGAACUGAAGGACCAAGUGAUGAAUAAGGUUUCCAAUAUGUCCAUGUUCAAGUCUCAUUUCUCUACCGUGACUCCAGAGCAAUGGGAGCAAUUCUUCACAGAAGAGCUGGCUGAAAACUCCGUCCCCACACUCUGGGAGGAAAACACAGCGCCACUCAACCGAUUGCUCCGAUCAUUGCUGCUCGUGAAGCUAUGCAGAAUGGACAGGUUUGUGCCAACCGCAGAACGCUUCAUCGAGGCCGUCUUUGGUCGUGAGUUGUUCGAAGGCAGCUCUGAUCUGAAGGACAUUGUUGACCAAGUCACGGCAACCACUCCUAUCGCUCUUAGCUCCAGCCCUGGCUUCGAUGCUAGUUACAAGGUGGAUGCUCUCGUCGAGCGUGUGCAAGCCACGUGUUCCAACCUUGCCAUGGGUUCCAACGAGGGUAUCGAGACUGCCGACAAAGCCAUCAGCAGCGCCGCGACUGCAGGCACCUGGGUCUUGGUCAAGAACGUGCAUUUGGCACCAUCCUGGCUGCAAAGUCUCGAGAAGAGACUCGAAUCCCUCAAGCCACACGAGGACUUCCGUCUCUUCCUUGCCAUGGAAUCCAGUCCCAAGAUUCCGGUCAAUCUAAUCCGUGCCUCUCGUGUACUCAUGUACGAGCAACCCGCCGGUGUGCGCGCCAACAUGAAGGACUCGCUGUCCUCGCUAUCCACCCGCGCUGGCAAACCACCAGUAGAGAAGGCGCGCGUGUACCUGCUGCUCUGCUUCUUGCACGCCGUUCUCCAGGAGCGACUUCGUUAUGCACCCAGUCUUGGCUGGAAGGGAUUCUGGGAGUUCAACGAUAGUGACUACGAAUGCUGUGCCUUCAUCAUUGAUCAUUGGGUCGAUGUGGUCGCCCAAGGUCGGUCCAACGUGGCACCUCAGAAACUUCCAUGGGACAUGAUCCGCACGCUCGUGACCGAGACAUACGGCGGUAAAGUCGACGACUACGCCGACUUCAAGCAGCUCGAAAGCCUGGUCCAUAGCUUCCUCACACCCGCGGCCUUCGAGGACGAAUACAAGCUUGUCUCCGGCGUCGAAAAUGAUGAGUGCCUGACUCUGCCCGGACAGACCGGUAUCCGCGAUUUCGUCGAAUGGGUCAACCGACUGCCUGAGAGAGAACCCCCGACGUACCUUGGUCUACCGGCCAACGCAGAGAAGCUGCUGCUUGUCGGACACGGAAAGAAAAUGGUGUCGGAUCUGGCCCGGGUCACGGAGCUGUUGGACGAGGGUGAACAGUUGAUGAUUGAUGCUUAGAUUUAGAUGUUUGGUUUGGGGGCCUUAGCUGUGGGCUAGGACUUUUUACGUUCUCCUGUUCUUGGUGGUCUAGAUAUUCUAUCCUCCCUUUUUUUGUACUGUUAUUAUCUUUUUGUCUGUUGAAAUUUUUCUAGAUCAGGAUAUACAUGUGUAUAGUGUAUACUUUAGAAGCCGCAGGCGGGUUUGCUGUACUAUCUUUGUAUGAAAGAAAU
This is a messenger RNA of Aspergillus steynii IBT 23096, 13475 nucleotides long. Its product is annotated as dynein heavy chain. The record is from RefSeq and is a predicted model, not a curated record. Gene Ontology annotation, biological process: microtubule-based movement. NCBI's taxonomy places the organism in Eukaryota, Fungi, Ascomycota, Eurotiomycetes, Eurotiales, Aspergillaceae. Gene Ontology annotation, molecular function: dynein intermediate chain binding; ATP binding; minus-end-directed microtubule motor activity. The coding region runs from base 232 to 13263 and encodes 4343 amino acids. Gene Ontology annotation, cellular component: dynein complex. The transcript has 3 exons.